Messenger RNA from Coffea eugenioides, 936 nucleotides. RefSeq lists its product as uncharacterized. The coding region runs from base 111 to 689 and encodes 192 amino acids. The record is from RefSeq and is a predicted model, not a curated record. NCBI's taxonomy places the organism in Eukaryota, Viridiplantae, Streptophyta, Magnoliopsida, Gentianales, Rubiaceae. The transcript is spliced from 3 exons.
GUUAUGCCAAACGGGUCGCAGGAAAGGAAGGAUGCUCUGAAGGCACACCGUAAAAGAAGAGACAGAGGAACAGAGACGAAGGAGACAGGGAGAGUGAGGGAUUAUCAGCCAUGUCGCUGGUGGACUACGCAUCCUCAUCAGAUGAAGAAGAAGAAGCUGAAGCAGAAGAACAAGAACCCAAAGUUUCUGCUUCUGAACAACCUCCAGAAACAGAUACAGUUGUUGCAGACGAUGUAAAACGACGCCGUCCUGAGGCUACAGUUAGUCAAAUUCCAGCUCCAAGUUCUACUGAAGAUCACAACAACAGGAGAUCAGGGUCAAGUGUAAAUCAGAGAGGGGAAGAAGUUCCAGAACGGUUGGAGACUCCGCUGCUUGUACUCCCUGAUGCUUCUCUUCUCUUAAAUUCACCUGCUUUGCCAUCUCACAUGGGCAAUCAUAGCGAUCAUUCUUCCAGAGUUGCAGCUGCAAUGGCGGAAAGUGAGUCUAGAAAGAGAGACUUAAAUGGUUCAUCGUCAUCUAAUCAUACUCGAAAUAAAGUACCAAGAGGGAACCUGCCCAGUUCGAGAAGAGUUCCAGAUACAGUAGGUGGUCAUUUGCUGCCACCUCAACUUGCCGGAAGGAGCAACAUUGUAACUGAAGACAUGACCAAGCUUUUCGUCAAAAAGCAUGUCAACUCCUCAUCUGAAUAGAAUUUUGCCAAUUUUAAUUUUGAUUCAGGAUGUAAAAUUUGUAGCAUGUUAGAGAAUAGUUAUUACACUUCAGUGCAUGUCACAUUAACCUUCAAGAGAUGUAAGAUUGCAUAUUUGGAGACCUUGAUAGAAUUGAUGAAUGUGUUGUUUCACUUACCAUAUUUGGGUGACAUAAGCUCACUUAACUGUUUUGACUUUAAUGGAUAAGAAAUAAGAAUCAAGUGUUUGCUUUGCAAGAGUUGAUAAA